UCCCCUUCAUACCAUGUGCAGUGUUAAGGAUUUGCAGUCUAUGAAGGCAGUCAGUGAUCUUCUGCAAGAGGGUUUUGAGUCUAUUUGUAAUAUCAGUACAUCCCUCUUUAAUGCCAAUGUAGAUCACAACACUGGCAAGUGUUUAAAUUAUGAACAAAUCAGGAAACACAUUGAACAUGCUGACCAGUGUCUGAAGAAGUCAGAGAAGAUGAGUAAAGAAAAACUGCAAAGCUUGGAUGAAUCCAUGGAGCACCUUCUAAAAGAGAAGGAACGUGUUGACCAAAUAAAGAAAGAGAAAAACCUAGCCAUGGAUAAACUCCAUACAGACAAGACAAGUGCAGAAGAAAUGCUGAAAAUUUUUAAGAAAGCUUUGGAGCAGGCAGAAAAAAACCUAGCCUCAGAAAAAGAAGCAUUAAAGAAAGAGAAAGCAAGGAUGAACUCAAGUGCAGUGUUAACAGGUGUAGGGGCAGGACUGCUUGCAAUACCAGUGGCUGGAUGGAUUGCUGGUGCAGUAAUGAUAUGUGAGGGAGAACGUGGAAGGCAUGAUGCAAUAAACUGCAUUGCUGGGGAGGAGAUAACAAAGGCUGAAUUUCAGUUGAGAGAAUAUACCAGUAAGGUGUCUGAUUAUCAGUCCAGAAUCUCUGAAUUACAGAAUGAGAUUGAGAAAACAAAUGAAGAUCUGAAUAAGAUUCAAGAGGAGAUUGAAGGGCUCAAGCAGCAUCUAGAAGUAAUAGCUGAAAUUCAAAAUAAUGUUAGGCAAGCUGUGUGCCUUUUAAGUGUUCUAAGUGGAAGAGUCACUGUAUUGGAAAAACAAACUCAACGUUUCUUCAUCUGGGAACCUGUGAUGAAGGUGAUGGAAGAUGUGAUGAAGGCAGCAUUCAAAAUAGCAGAGAAUCACAUCCUCUAUCAGGGUCUUCCAAGUGUAAGGAUUUACCCCGUUAACCCAGUGGUGGAGUCCAAGGGGUGUUGCGAAGGAUCUUUCUGGCGCUAUUGUUUCUGUUUUAACAUUAGGUAAUUUUAUCUGAUUAUUUAAUAUUGCACUUGUUCAUUCGGUUGCCAGAGUCGCACAGAGUCCUUGUAGCGGCUGUUCUUUUUAUGCUGGCACACGAUCACAAACUUGACUGUAUAACCAGAGUUAAUUUAACAAUGCUACCCAAUGCUUGCUAUUAUUGAAAGGUACCAAACAAUGUAGCCCGAAACAAUCGCCUAUAUAACAACUUAGUACAAAGCAGAGACAAUAAGCGGUUUAAAUUUUAUAUAUUAUAUAUCCUUGUACUGCAUGAUCAUUUCUAUUGCUGUACCACUGUGUUUUAACACUAUAAUGAUGUUUGCUUUCCUUAGUAUGUCUUAUAAUUCACAUUUAUUGAAAUUAUUAUUUUA
Messenger RNA from Misgurnus anguillicaudatus (oriental weatherfish), 1380 nucleotides. NCBI's taxonomy places the organism in Eukaryota, Metazoa, Chordata, Actinopteri, Cypriniformes, Cobitidae. The record is from RefSeq and is a predicted model, not a curated record.